UCCACAUUAACACCCCCACAAUUGCAAUCACGAUGUCGGAUACAGCCUCAGAUAACGGCGAUGCCGCCUUUGAUAUGUUCAGAGAACCCUCACCUCCACCACCCCCUCCUCCCACAUUCACUAAAUACACCCACCCCUCCCUUCCCGGCGAAUCCAUAAACCUCCGGCUAGUAGGUUCUCAUCCGCUUUGGGGACACCACCUCUGGCACGCAUCCCAGAUCUUCGCACAAUACAUCCUUACCCAAAUCCCUGACAUCGCAGGCAAGUCGGUGCUUGAGUUGGGUGCAGGAGCAGGAUUACCAAGUCUGGCCGCCGCACGGGCUGGGGCUGGAAGAGUCGUUGUCACGGACUACCCGGAUCGGGACUUGAUGGAGAAUUUAGACUGUAACGUCGAUGCGAACAUCACUGGGGAGGAGGCCAGAGGGAAGAUCGAGGUACGGGGUUUUGUCUGGGGAACAGACGUGACGGAGCUCUCCCCACCCUUCGACUACCUCAUCCUCUCCGACCUCCUCUUCAACCACUCCCAACACGAAGCAAUGUACCGCACCUGUCUCCAUACCCUUGCCUCCCACUCCCACAACCCCUCCGCCGCCAUCCUCGUUUUCUAUUCCUCCCAUCGUCCGAAAUUCGCGGAGAAGGAUUUGAGUUUCUUCGAUUUGUUUAGGACGAGGGGAUGGAGUGUGGAGGAGGUUGUGCAAGAUCGGACGUUGGGGGUUAUGUUUGAGGAGGAUGAAGGGGAUGAGGGGGUAAGAGGGUUGGUUAGGGGGUUCGUUGUUAGGAGACUACCUGGGGUACAGCAGUUGGAGAGGCCAAAGGAUGAUUAGAUGAGUCUGACAAUGGGUAUGGUAGCGAGCUUUUACAAAUUUGAUAGGGGACAACGAGUGAUGAAGGAGCAGGGCGCGACGGCUAGCCGU
Molecule: messenger RNA, 914 nt
Organism: Saitoella complicata NRRL Y-17804
Lineage: Eukaryota; Fungi; Ascomycota; Saitoellomycetes; Saitoellales; Saitoellaceae
Exons: 2
Coding region: 33-824 (263 amino acids)
Biological process (GO): peptidyl-lysine dimethylation
Molecular function (GO): protein-lysine N-methyltransferase activity
Source: RefSeq, a predicted model, not a curated record